GACGUAAUGCACACAAGCUAACAGCUGACGAACGCUACAAGUGGAUCAGAAAACUGACAACUCACCUUGCCUGGCCAGUUUUAAAGAUAACUCUUCAAGGUGGUCGACAAGAUGCCGAAGUAUUGUUCUGCACCGAACUGCAAGAAUGAUUCUGGAAACAACAAUUCUGAUAGGAAAAGCUUCUAUAAGUUUCCACUGCAGGAUCCAGCUCGGUUAGAACAGUGGUUGAAAAACAUGGGUCGUGAGGACUGGAGCCCUUCCAGACACCAGUACAUCUGUCAUGAACAUUUUGCAUCUUCCAGCUUCAAGCUGCGCUGGGGGAUUCGCUACCUGGAGAAUAAUGCUGUGCCCACUGUCUUCCAGCUCACUGAGAAACGUAAAGGUGAGGAACACAGUGAGAGUCAGAAAUCCAAAAGGCUGCGACACGGCAGGAAACCACUGACCACCACCUCUUCUGACGUUGGGAUGCCAGUUAGUGACUCCACCGACAGUGACAACACAUUGACACUCUAUGAGGUCACUGUUAACCCCUCGGCGACUGAGGAGGCACAGCUGCUGGAGGAGCGGGACGUGACUGGCCACACAGCGCCACUGUCGGUGUUGGAGGGGAGGAGCCACACAGUGGGCCUUCUGCACACAGCGCCACUGUCAGCGUUGGAGGGGAGGAGCCAUGACGUGGCUGCGGGAGACUUCCCUGUUACGGUGUUCCAGACAGUAGAGGAUCUGGGUGGGCUGGACGGGGAGGUGGUGGUGUCACAACAGCUGGAAGAGGUGGUGAGUGGGGUCACAGCGGCCAUCUUGACUGAGGGUCAUGACCUCGGAACGACGGAAGAUGUCGGCAAUUUUGUGUUGUCCCCGACGUCUCUGGUCAUGCAGACCGUCUCUCCUGAGAUGGAGGAGGAGCUGUCUGUCUCCCAGGACGACCACGGUGGUGGGGCUCAGAUCAUCGCCUACUUUGAGACGAUUCCCAACAUUCUGUCCAGCGGGGCGGCUCAGUUCAGCAUCCCCCCAGACACUGUGCUGUCCUCUGCUCUCAGCCCCACACCCAUCGUCUCCACACUGCCUAUAGUGUCCAAGCACAUGCCUCCCUCUCCUGCAUCACUUAUCCUCACGCUGGAGAGACUGGCGACAGAGGAGGGGGAGACUCCAGAGGAGGACGAUAUGGAACAUCGGGGAAGCCAACUGGAGGAACACCGCUACAAUAAGAACAGCCUGAGUAAGGAGCAGCUGGAAGCCAUUGUGAUCGAGCUUCAGAAGAAGGUAAAGGUAUUGCAGCAGAGACACAGGAGACACCUGGAUAAACUUGUGGGUCUGGAAAACACCGUCAACCAACUGAGACAGAACAACUUGUUGAAUGAAGAGAGGGUACGUCUGCUGGAGAGGGUGUGUAUCCAGACCAGUGCUGCUGUAUCGGAGGCAGGAGAGACCGUGGCUAUCAUCUAUGAACAGGACAACACAGCGUACCUCUAUGACGGAUCGGGAUAAACAGCGUACCUCUAUGACGGAUCGGGAUAAACGGCGUACCUCUAUGACGGAUCGGGAUAAACGGCGUACCUCUAGGACGGAUCGGGAUAAACAGCGUACCUCUAUGCCUUGCCUAGUAUAAAGAUCGAGAAAGGUUAGGGUCCAGAACAGAGAUGAGAUGGGGUCAGGUACCAGAACAGACACGGGAUGGGGUCAGGGUCCAGAACAGACAGACACAGGACGGGGUUAGGGUCCAGAACAGAGAUGAGAUAGGGUCAGGUACCAGAACAUAUACAGGAUGGGGUCAGGGUCCAGAACAUAUAUACGGGGUUAGGGUCCAGAACAUAUACAGGAUGGGGUCAGGGUCCAGAACAGACAGACACAGGACGGGUUCCAGAACAGAGAUUGGGUCAGGUACCAGAACAGACAGACAGACACGGGACGGGGUCAGGGUCCAGAACAUAUAUACGGGACGGGGUCAGGGUCCAGAACAUAUAUACGGGACGGGGUCAGGGUCCAGAACAUAUAUACGGGACAGGGUCAGGGUCCAGAACAUAUAUACGGGACGGGGUCAGGGUCCAGAACAUACAGCCACGGGACGGGGUCAGGGUCCAGAACAUACAGCCACAGGACGGGGUCAGGGUCCAGAACAGACAGACACGGGACGGGGUCAGGGUCCAGAACAGACAGACACGGGACGGUGUCAGGUACCAGAAUAGACAGACACGGGACGGGGUCAGGGUCCAGAACAGACAGGCGAGAUAGGUAGUUGUUACCUUGCUAAAGUGAUGAGGAAUCUAGCUGAUAUGAACCCUGCACUUUAUGUGAUGUGAAAAUCAGAAACUUGAUUGUCUAUUCUUGGAAUAUCAGAAGAUGGAGACUGAUCUGUUUGCAUGAACGUGUCUGCUUUAUUAUUUAUUAGUGUCUUAGGUCAUAUUAUAAACUUGGUGGUUCCAGCCCUGAAUGCUGAAAGCUGUGGUUUAUCAGACUGUAUACCACGGCUAUGGGCUGUGUCCAGGCACUCUGUGUUGUGUUGUGCGUAAGAACAGCCCUUAGCCGUGGUAUAUUGGCCAUAUACCACACCCCCUCAGGCCUUAACACUUAUUAUAAAACUGUGUGGUUUGAGCCCUGAGUGCUGAUUGGCAUAACAGACUAUACCACUGUAUGACAAAAAAAAUCAGUUUUACUGCUCUAAUUACGUUGGUAACCAGUUCAUAAUAGCAAUAAGGCACCUUGGGUGGGUUUGUGGUAUAUGGUCAAUAUACCACGGCUAAGGGCUGUGUCCAGGCAUUCUGCGUUGCAUCGUGCUAAAGAACAGCCCUUAGCUGUGGUACAUUGACCAUAUACCACACCCCCUCAGGCCUUAUUGAUGAAUUAUUUUACUAGUGUGUGUCAGUUAUUACAUUUUGGAGAGACAUUAGUCAGUCUGUAGGUGAAGUGACAUCACUGGAGUUAGUUUUGCUGGGACAGUGGAAAUGUACUAAAAAUGGUAUUCUGUUUUGUUUAAUCUUAUAAUUUUAUCCCCUGCUGUAAAUGUAAUUUUCUUUCAGAAUGUCAGUUUGAUGUUGAAAAAUUUGCUCCGUCAGCUUGUUGUUUGUGUGUUAAAGUAUUGACAAUACAAUAUUGAUUUGCACUGAC
Oncorhynchus kisutch (coho salmon) is the source of this 3102-nucleotide messenger RNA. Its product is annotated as THAP domain-containing protein 5. The record is from RefSeq and is a predicted model, not a curated record. NCBI's taxonomy places the organism in Eukaryota, Metazoa, Chordata, Actinopteri, Salmoniformes, Salmonidae. The transcript is spliced from 5 exons. The coding region runs from base 112 to 1485 and encodes 457 amino acids.